GGCGGAGAGCCUUUAUAACACGCACUUGACUGUGCACUCCGGAUCUCAUCUCUCUUCCUUCCUCGUAUCACCUUCGCGCAACCUCUACAUCAACACCACAUCCUAUCAUGUCCGGAAAGUACAUCGUCGUCUUCAAGGACAGCGUCAGCGCGUCGCAGAUCGAUGAGUAUGUUAACCAGGUGAACAGUAAUGGCGGUGAAGUUAGCAAGCGCUUCAAUUCUCUCCUGAACGGAUUUGCUGCUACCAUCCCGGAUUCAUUCCUUACCCAGCUGCAAUCGCUUCAGGGCGGUGUUAUCGACUACAUUGAGCCCGAUUCUGAGGUCAGGAUUCAGUAGAAGGGAUGUACGAGAACGUUGUUUGGAUGUGAUUGUAACGAUCAACGCGAGCCGCGACACUGCUGGAUAUACCUACCAUGGUAAUGUUGUAAUCGAUAUAUCUUAACGUGAACGAGGGCGCGAUGGCAUC
Messenger RNA from Laetiporus sulphureus 93-53, 465 nucleotides. Its product is annotated as protease propeptide/inhibitor. Lineage: Eukaryota; Fungi; Basidiomycota; Agaricomycetes; Polyporales; Laetiporaceae. The record is from RefSeq and is a predicted model, not a curated record. The transcript has 5 exons. Gene Ontology annotation, molecular function: endopeptidase inhibitor activity. Gene Ontology annotation, biological process: vacuole fusion, non-autophagic. Bases 108 to 335 code for a protein of 75 amino acids.